GCGGGAUGGACCGAAGGCCAGUAGAUGAGCAAACGAUUUGCCUGGCGAAGCGUAGCCAUGUUGGCUCAACCCAUUUUAGCUCAAGCCAUUUAGGCUCACGCCUUUUCGGCCGAAGCUGGCUGGGCGCGAUGAGUCGCGCUGGUUCAGUUUGUUUGUUCCCGGCUGUUUCAAACCAUUUGUCUCAAUACGUGGAUGUUGUUGCGCAGAGUGCUGGCAGGAUGCCUUCCUGCAUGCCCCACCGCAGGCGGCCAUGCUGCCUUGGCAUGCAGCAGCGAUCAGCAGUGUUUCGACGUAGUGGCGUUGCGUCUGCAACGCCGCCAUGACAGAUUGAACGGCGUACUGAGGCGGCUUCGGUGGCCUCGGGCUCUACACUUUGAGGUCGAUGGGGUAUUGCACACGCUACCUGUGCCGUCGGUACACGGAGGCACACAAUCCCAGUCAGAUGCGAUGUUGUCUAAUCAUUUGGCGUAUCUAUCCGGUUUCUUUGACGGGGAUGGUUGUGUAAAUGUUCGUAGCAAUGCGGGGAGUUGUAGCCUUUCUGUCUCCCAGUCGAUUACGCAAGGAUGUGUUUUGAUUCUUUUCCGCAGUGUUCUUGGUGGCGGAAUUUAUUACAAUAGCCCUGGACUUGGCAGGAGGCGACCAGCGCUUCAAUGGAGAGCGACCGGUGAAUCUGGCAAGUGGGCGGCCAAGCAGCUUUCGCAGUAUUCUCGCUUAAAGCAGGGGCAGCUCCAGAUUGCAGCAGCUUGGCCAAAGUGUUCCGACUUGCGCGCUCUGCUCGCACGCCAGCUGAAGGCAAUGAAGAGUGCCCACUACAUACCGCCGAAUUCUGAGCCUUGCUCCUGGGAAUACUUUGCAGGUUUUUUUGACGCAGAAGGGUAUGUGAAAAUACCUAAUCAUUCGGCUUCGGUGCACUUGAGAAUUUGCCAAGUAAACCGCCACGGUUUGGACAGUAUCCUUGGUCUUCUGCGAAAGGACUCAGUUGGCAGCUGGCAUUUGCGACAUUACCCUGCAGCCGCUCGCCCCUGCCAUAUGCUGGACUGCACGGAUUCGCACACGAGCAUGAACACGUUGAGGCAAUUGUUAGCAUCAGGGUUGAUGGUGAAGAGGAAUCAGGCUGAGCUUGCGUUGACUCUUGGGCCUGGAAGUGCCUUGCCCCUAAGAGAGGCCAUGUCCAGACUUUCUGGAAACCAAGGCAAAGGCAAACGCUUGGAUGAACAUGGAGCUGUUAGGGUCAAACUAAUUCGGAAGGUUCGUCGGAAGGUUCGCGCGCAGGCGUUGCGUGCAAGUCUUGGGGAGGACGACGGCGAGUUUUCCAGCUUGAUCCAGCAGGUCUGGCGAUUACAGAGUCAGCAUGCUGUUGGAAUACUCUCCUCGCAAAUAUCAGAUCUUCGCCAGGAUAUCCGAUCUCUCUUGGCCAAAGGGGCAUCGCUCAUCAACAGAAAUACCUUGCCUGGCGAAGGGCCCAACCCUGUGCAGCCACGUGCAGCGCAUGGCGCGGCUCUCUCGUCGUAUACAGCGCGCCGCGGGACGGUGCGGACAGAGGGUGUACCUUUGCACUGCGUC
Messenger RNA from Prorocentrum cordatum, 1563 nucleotides. The record is from the annotation of a GenBank genome assembly. NCBI's taxonomy places the organism in Eukaryota, Dinophyceae, Prorocentrales, Prorocentraceae.